UAAGUUGAAGUCGCGCGCUUGAUGAAGAGGUUCAGUCUUCAGCGAAGACCCUUUCUCGUCGCUAUCACGUUAACGUUCGAGCUUGAGUACCAGAAGAAUACUAAAAAAUCUACAUAGUGCAUACCACCUGUCUCUAAAAUUUAAAAAUAUCUGUGAAGUGAUUUAAUAUUUUUUUUACUAACUAUUUUUAUAUUUAAAAAAAAAAAAAAAAGGAUAAUCAUCAGUGAAGUGUCAAUGGAACAUUUAUCAUAUGCGAAGCGGAAUUACAUACUAUUUGGAAUUUUAAUUAAAUUAAAAUAUAAUUAACCAGUGAUUUCUUGAUUCUGGAUUGAAUUUAUUUCUCAAUAAUGUCGGACACUAUAGCAAAAGUGCAGCUAAAUAAUGUCAUCAAUGGUCACAACGCAAAAAAUCACGUUGCAAAAGAACGAGACGUCGAGAGGGGAGAAACAGAGUCGAAGGGGGACGACAAUUCCCGCACAUCGACGAGGGCCUCAGUGGACGUGGGAGCGGCGACGUUACCUGGUGCCACAAGUGGAUCUUACGCGAGUUCAAGCACUCGGUGGCGCGCAGUCGCCAGCACGCUUCGACGUUUUGUAUUGGUGAUGAUGUUAUUCGGGGUCCUUGGGGCCCUCGUGGCCCUUGUUUGGAUCUACAUGGGACCAAUAUUUGUUCUUCAACUAGCUUUAGUUGUCAUUACCGCUUACUUUGUGUCUGGUGGACGUCUUCGAUGGUUUUACAUCGCUGCCAGAACUGCACCAAGAGAUCUCAAAGCUCUCACGCGAUUCAUUCGACUGAUGUGGUCGAUGAGAUGCUACGAACGAAAGAAUCAAAGUGUAGCUGAUGUUUUUAAACAACAUGUAAAUAAACAUCCAAAUAAAGUUUGUUUCAUUUAUGAAGAUCAAGAAUGGACCUUUCAGCAGGUUGAAGACUUUAGCAAUAAAAUUGCCAACGUAUUUAAAAAUCAUGGCUUUAGAAAAGGUGAUGCUAUUGCAAUACUAAUAGAAAACCGACCAGAAUAUAUUGCUAUCUGGCUGGGGCUCAGUAAACUUGGUGUAAAGUCCGCAUUAAUAAACACCAAUUUAAAAAAAAAUUCAUUACUUCACAGUAUUAAUAUUUCCCGAAGUCAAGCUCUCAUCUUUUCUGGAGAAUUAGAAGAAGCUGUCAAAGGAAUUGCAUCCUCUCUUGAUGCAAAAUUGGCUUUGUAUAAGUACGACACUAGUCCAGGAGCCACAUCAGCAGGCCUAAAAGAGAAAGACUUAGCAGCACUUGUUGCUGAUGCUUCACCAACGCUCUCAACUCUUCAAGAGAAAGGAAACUAUGGAGAUGAGCUAAUGUAUAUCUAUACGAGUGGAACAACUGGUUUACCAAAAGCUGCAGUCAUUACUAAUUAUAAAUUUAUGUUCAUUGCCAAUGGUAUUUAUUAUCUCGCACCUUUCCGAACAUCUGACAGAUUUUACACUCCUUUACCUCUAUAUCAUACGGCUGGAGGUGUCAUGUCCGCUGGACAAGUGUUACUUCACGGUGUAACUUGUGUAAUUAGGAAAAAAUUCUCAGCCAGUGCUUACUUUGAUGAUUGUAGAAAAUACAAUUGUACGGUUGCUCAGUAUAUAGGUGAAAUGUGCCGCUACAUUCUCGCCGUACCUCCAAAACCUAACGACAAGCAACAUAAUAUUCGAGUUAUUUUUGGAAAUGGUUUGAGACCACAAAUCUGGAGAGAAUUCGUCGAUCGUUUUAAAAUCAGUCAAGUAGCUGAAUUUUAUGGAGCUACUGAAGGCAAUGCUAAUAUAGUUAAUGUUGAUAAUACUGUUGGAGCUAUUGGUUUCGUUUCAAGAAUUAUUCCUGCAGUUUAUCCUAUCUCUAUAAUCAAAGUUGAUGCUGAUGGUGAACCUAUCAGAAAUGAAAAAGGCUUGUGUCAAGCUUGUAAACCAGAUGAGCCUGGAGUAUUUAUAGGAAAAAUCAUUCCAAAUAAUCCAGCAAGAGCUUUUCUAGGCUACGUUGAUGAAAAAGCAUCUGAGAAAAAAAUAGUUCGUAAUGUAUUUAAACUAGGAGACAGUGCUUUUCAUUCAGGUGAUAUUGUCGUCGCAGAUGAAUUUGGUUAUUUAUAUUUCAAAGAUAGAACGGGAGACACAUUUAGAUGGAAAGGAGAAAAUGUAUCUACAUCUGAAGUGGAAGCUAUUGUUAGUAAUCUCAUUAAUUACCGAGAUUGCAUUGUUUAUGGAGUAGAGGUCCAUGGUGCUGAAGGUAGAGCUGGUAUGGCUGCUAUCUAUGAUGAAAAUGGAACCUUAGAUAUCAACGAGCUUGGAAAAAAUAUUAAAGAAAAUGUUCCAACCUAUGCUAGACCUCUUUUCAUUCGUAUUUUAUCAAAAAUUGAUCUUACUGGAACGUUCAAAUUGAAGAAAAAAGAUCUUCAAGAAGAAGGAUACAAUCCGAAGAGAAUACGAGAUAAGCUCUAUUAUUUAGACUCAAAAUCUGGAUACCAAUUAUUAACUCCAGAAAUAUAUGAUCAAAUUGAACAAGGAAAACUGCGUUUCUAAAUUCUGAACAAUUGUGGAAGAAAGUUCAUUAAAUGAUUAAUUAAUUCCUUACGAAAGGAACUGAGAGAUCAAAAAUUAGUGAUUUCCUACGGAAAUAAAUUAAAGAAGACUAUAACAAAUAUUUGAAUUGUAAAUAGCUAAAUCUAAAUAAGCGAUGCAUGAUAAUAAUUAAUUAUAAUACGUCACUUUUAUGAUGAAUGCACUCUAGCUACUUGAUAAGAUAAUAUUUAGUACUCAAGGGACUUUCAAGCUAUUAAAGAUGUGUUGUAGACAAGGACUGCCAGCGCAUGGGUGAACUUUUUUAAGUUAAAAAAUAUUGAAAUAUAUUAUAUUAUGGUACAUUCCAUUUUUAAUUGCACAAAAAAAGUCUUUCAAUAUUUUUUUUAUACAAUAUUAUAAACUUCCAAGUCCAUUAAUAUGAUUUUCAUAUGUUAUUUAUUUAUAAAAAUCAACGGUCAUUCUAUACUUUUGAAAAAUUUCCAACGGUGUAUAUGGUUUUUCACUACAAUUUAGUAAUAAAAAAUUGUUAUCUGUUAUUUUUUUAGAAUAA
Chelonus insularis is the source of this 3084-nucleotide messenger RNA. RefSeq names its product long-chain fatty acid transport protein 4-like (gene Fatp1). Gene Ontology annotation, cellular component: endoplasmic reticulum. The transcript is spliced from 11 exons. Gene Ontology annotation, molecular function: long-chain fatty acid-CoA ligase activity; long-chain fatty acid transmembrane transporter activity. The record is from RefSeq and is a predicted model, not a curated record. Gene Ontology annotation, biological process: triglyceride homeostasis. The coding region runs from base 348 to 2534 and encodes 728 amino acids. NCBI's taxonomy places the organism in Eukaryota, Metazoa, Arthropoda, Insecta, Hymenoptera, Braconidae.